This is a messenger RNA of Acanthaster planci (crown-of-thorns starfish), 2142 nucleotides long. RefSeq names its product translationally-controlled tumor protein homolog. Gene Ontology annotation, molecular function: calcium ion binding. The record is from RefSeq and is a predicted model, not a curated record. NCBI's taxonomy places the organism in Eukaryota, Metazoa, Echinodermata, Asteroidea, Valvatida, Acanthasteridae. Gene Ontology annotation, cellular component: cytoplasm.
CAUGGCUAUUCAUGAAGAUUCGUCAGGAGGGCUCGGGAUGGCUCAUUUCCGAUUGUGGUGAAGUCUUUUCCAUCGCCUUGUUUCCAGUGUCUGAGAGGGUGGUCAAACUGGUGAAAAUAAUCCACAGAAUCUUUCAAUAUGCGUCUCUACAAGGACAGAAAUUUUGAAAAUGCAGAACUAUUCACUGAUGUCUACAAGGUCGAACUGAUAGAUGAUGUCAUUUAUGAAGUUGAAGGAGAGACAGUCACUGAAAGAUUUGACAGCACUCAAGUGAACACAGGUGCAAAUGCUUCUGCAGAGGAACCUGAUGAAGCCGGGGAUGUCCAGUCAACAACGGGUCCCAACUUUGUGUCUGCCUGCCAACUGAAACUGCUGGAGUCCAAAUUUACCAAGAAAGAGUUCUUGGUAUACCUGAAGGCUUACCUAAAGACUUUGGUGUUCCCAGAGGACAGGAAGGCAGAACUACAGAAAAAGAUAGAAAACUACAUGAAGACCAAGGUCCUCCCAAAUUUUAAGAAUUUUGACCAGUACGUUGGGAAGGAUCUGAUCGUUGAUUUGGAAGACACGCCGUACCCAAUGAUCUGUCUGUUGAAUUACCGAGAAGAUACUGAUAAGCCCUACAUGGUUGUGUUCAAGCAUGGACUGACUGAAGAAAAUUUGUGAUGCCAUCCUGGGAGUGGUCCCCAAGUACUGCUUCAGACAAGAAAAGAAUUCCUAUUAGUUAAAGAGCUGCAGCAUCUACGAAGGAUAAGUUGACAUCGAGGGGCCUAGGAUUGGAGAUGAGAAUAUGCAACACAUAGUAUUGUUAUUACAUCCUGUGUUGAACAUAAACACAACAUGAUAUAAGUUGAUGUAGACGACACCCCUCAAAUUAGUUAACACUUUGUAUUCUAACAUUAACCUCAAGACUACUAAUUUGAUCAUCCUCUUCCAAGUACAAAAGGUUAUUUGCACAAAGUCAUAUUUAUAAACCUAGUUGAUAACAUUGGAUUACUCAAGGGAAGUUAAAUGAUUUCCUGAACUAAAAUGAAAGUCCCUAAAUUCAGUGUUGACUGAUCCUCCAUUGUUGAACUUUUUUUUCUGUGCAAGUGAAAAAUUUUGUAAGUGGUUAUUAUCUAUCUGGGAGGAAGACUGGAAAGAAGCCAACUCGUUCAUGCUGAAGCUCUCUAAUGAGAUUAAUCUGGAUUUUUUGCCCAGUAAAAAUGUUAAUCAUGCUUUGCCUAUGCAGUCUUCAAAACUGUCUGCACAUUUUUACCAUGUUACAGGUCUCACUAAUGUAGUGUGAUAUGUUUGAAUUAAAGCUUUUGUUGUAUAAAAAUCAAGUUCAUGAACAAGACAUUAGCUUUAUAAAUGGCAGUAUAGGCUACCACUCUGUCUGCUUGCUGUAGAGUAAGAUCUGUUGCAAUAAACUCCAAACGUUGGCUUUGAUUUCAAUGUUUUAGAGUACAGAAAUGAAUACGUCGUGUACACAGUUGCGUAAAAGACGGGGAGAACUAGUGUGUGAACCAACAUACACGUGUACUCCUUUCGUUUGUACUGCCCUCUCUGGUUUUAAACGAUGUUACACUUUGGUACUCUAUAAUGCAUUGCAGUGAACAGCAGUAGCCAUUUACUUUGACAUUUUAAUUUCAAUUUGGACCUUAUUUCCUCAAUGUCGUUCAGAGUUCACAACUAAACGCUUGCUUGACUCGUAGCAGUUACAGUUGUUUCCCAGAAAUUGCAGGCAGUACACCUGUACUUCUAAUGUGCCAUUAAGUGCUGUAAAGGAGCAUUACUAUUUCAUAUCAUGGCAAAAGUGACAAAUUAAGAGCUGUACAAACUCUUACGCUCUGAAGAACUUUCGAGCAGGCUACCGAUAGUUCCACAAUUUUUGAAAUGUAUUUGCAGAUGUCAUUAUUUUAAACUUCUGGCAAUAUUUACAUUGACUUGUACUUGAAUACAUUUGAAGAUGCACUAUAAUGCUUACAGGAAUACAAAUUACUGCUUGUAUUUAUUAUGUAGAAAGGGUUUUUAACAAAUCAAAAAUGUAUCAAUAUUUUGUUACAAACCCCAGAUUACUGGUGGUUGUUACAAAACACACAACUUGGUUAUUCGAAACCUCCUUGUAGGACUCCGUGAAAUAAAAUGUUUAUUUGGAUUGAA